Messenger RNA from Pipistrellus kuhlii (Kuhl's pipistrelle), 1042 nucleotides. It is a transcript of the gene ACY3, whose product is annotated as aminoacylase 3. The record is from RefSeq and is a predicted model, not a curated record. NCBI's taxonomy places the organism in Eukaryota, Metazoa, Chordata, Mammalia, Chiroptera, Vespertilionidae. Gene Ontology annotation, molecular function: aminoacylase activity; hydrolase activity, acting on ester bonds.
GCCUCGCCUCGCCCCCCAGCUCAGCCCGAGCCUCUGCAGGUGCCCCCGCCUGCGCCCGCGGGAUGUGCUCGCGGCCGGAGCCCCCAGCGCCCCUGGGCCGCGUGGCCGUGGUCGGGGGCACCCACGGCAACGAGAUGUCGGGCGUCUGCCUGGCGCAGCACUGGCUGCGGGCCCGGGAGCUGCGCAGGCCCAGCUUCGCCGCGGUGCCCGUGCUGGCCAACCGCGACCUCAACCGCACCUUCACCGGCGCCUGCCUCACGGCCAGGGCCCGCCCGGAUGACCCAUACGAGGUGACGAGGGCCCGAGAGCUGGACCAGCUGCUGGGGCCCAAGGCCUCGGGCCAGGCCUUCGACUUCGCCCUGGACCUGCACAACACCACGGCCAACGUGGGCACCUGCCUCAUCGCCGAAUCCGCCCGCUGCGCCUUUACCAUGCACCUGUGCCGCCACCUGCAGCUGCAGAGCCCGGAGCCGCCCUGCCGGGUCCUCCUGUGCCCGCUGCCGGGGGAGGAGAGCUCCAGCCUCAUCUCCGUGGCCAGGAGCGGACUGGGCCUGGAGCUGGGCCCCCAGCCUCAGGGGGUGCUGCGGGCUGACCUUCUGCUCAGGAUGAGGGCGCUGGUGGCCGCGGCCCUGGACUUCAUCCAGCUCUUCAACCAGGGCGCCGCCUUCCCUGCCUUCGAGAUGGAAGCGUACAGAGCAGUGGGCGGCGUGGACUUCCCGCGCACGGAGGCCGGGGAGCUGGCAGGCACGGUGCACCCUCAGCUGCAGGACCGGGACUUCGAGCCGCUGCGGCCGGGAGCGCCCAUCUUCCAGACGUUCGUUGGCGAGGACGUGCUGUACGAGGGGCAGGCCGCCCUGUACCCCGUGUUCGUCAACGAGGCCGCCUACUACGAGAAGGGCAUCGCCUUCCUCCUGACCGAGAAGCUCACGCUGUCUGUGCCCGCCCUGCCCGCGCCGGCCCCAGCCCCCUAACCCCGGCCACCCCGCCCAGCCCCAGGCCUCCUGCCUGAGGCGUGAUUCCCACUCAGAGGCUCCCUUGCCAC